AUGCGCGGUCCCGCGCAAUGCGGCCCCGAUGCGAUCCCGCGCCGAUGCGGGCGCGACCUGAUCCGAUUUCGCGAUUCGAUGCAGCCCACGCUUGGCAGGAGCAUGAGCUUCGAGGGCGUGUCCCGCGACAGCAUCAUCUCCAUCCGCGCGGGCUCCGUCCGACGCCAGGCACCGCUGAGCUCCAUAGACAAGCCCUUCAAGUUCCCGUGCACGCCCGAGGACUGCGGCUCCAUCAAGGUCGACGUCUUCGACCACGUCGGCUCCGCCAGGGGCUUCAUCAGCGGAGGCCAGCGGGACUACCAGCUGCGGUGCGAGCCGCGAGGCUCGCAGGGCGCGGGCGAGCGUGCAGCGGGAGGCGCCGCACAGGGCAUGCAGGUGUCCUUCGCCGUCCGGCCCACGGGGCAGGCGGCCAAAGGC
Molecule: messenger RNA, 417 nt
Organism: Prorocentrum cordatum
Lineage: Eukaryota; Dinophyceae; Prorocentrales; Prorocentraceae
Source: the annotation of a GenBank genome assembly